AUGGGGAAUCAGGCCCAAGGACCCAGGGUGUUUGCGGCAGAUGAUGUCUUGGACCAAGCUGCUGGGACUUUUGGAGAAAGUGGGGAUAUUCCGGUGGUCCCACCUAAAACUUCCAAAGAAGAACUUCUCAAAAGAGUGGACUUUACCUCUAUAGAUGAAGCCGCGAUAAAGGCACCACCUGAGCUUUUAUUGGAGAAUUUCUGGGAUAUAUCGGACCACCUGGUGGUAUCUAAAAGUUUUAAGGUCAUCGAUGACCUUUACAGAAUCCGUGCUAUAUUUAGAUGGUUGACGUCAUUUGAUGAGGAGAGUAUUACGUCACAGAUUCUCCCCCCUGAAAACAGUCCCCUGGAAUACCUCAUUAAAAUAGGAUCAGAUUUUGGAGACCACGCCAACCUGCUUUACGUCUUAUGUGUAUCCGCCAACAUACCCUGUGUUGUAAUAAACGGGGUGUCUAAGCAUGGCUUUUAUGAAGUUGGGGAUGAAAUUCGCAAAGAAGUACUGGCAUCGAAAUGGAACGCAGUGUUUGUAAACGGGGAGUGGCGCCUGAUCGACCCUUUCUGGGCGCACACCUCCAUACCUUACGACCAGUACCGAGAUCAGAUAGCCGUAGACGAAGAAGGGCAGAUAACUCUAUCUACCGAACUGGGCGACACUGAAGGGGACCCUCGCCCGGUCAAUGAAUUCUUCUUUCUGUGUGAUCCAGACAAAUUGAUCUACACACACUUCCCUGAUGAAGAACAAUGGCAGCUUCUGGACGAACCUAUCAGCGAGAAAAGAUUUCAGGAACAACCGUACUUCCGGGAGCAUUAUCAUGAGAUGGGACUUAGUGUGAGUAAAGGAUUUCCUGACACAGAUAACUGUAUACUGCGGCCUGACGGGAGACCAUGUAGAAUCAGUUUCGAUUUGCCCAAAGACAGAGGAGCAACUCAAGACUUUAAAUUCUCUGUGACUGAACUGGACGUGGAUGAAAACACUGACACUACUGACCUAGAGAAAUACGUCAUGAUGAGCAAAUCAAAAUCAACGUUACAGUUCGGAGUGUGCUUUCCUUUCAUUGGUCGAUUUCGCCUGGAUGUAUAUGGAACGGAUGACGUCUUAACCAACCAAUUCAACUUAGCCUUUUCAUACUUGAUCCACUGUGGCAUACCCAUCAAAAACUUUAAUGGAUUCCCAGAAGUUCCUGAACAUGGAUGGGGACCUCAUCCGAGUGCGGAAGAACUCGGGAUUGUUCCAAUAAGCCCAACGUCUAGUGUCAUAAAAACAGAAACGGGAAUAGUAGAAAUUCGAUUUCCGGCCUCAAAAGCAAGAGAGAUCAGCCACUGUUUAGGUUCCACGAAGUUUGAUGCGGCUUCUUUGAGCAGGCACGCUCUUGGGCGGUUAGACACUGCCAGACAAGAAUACUUUGUUUAUGUGAGACUUCCAGAACAAGGGGACUAUACUUUGAAGAUAUUUGCGGAUGUGGACGAAUUGCGUGGGAAAAUUCCAGAUUCUACGGUCAUGACUUAUCUUAUUGAGUUUUCUGGAGAGGCAACAAAUGAUCCAUACCCUUUUGUAUUAGGUAGUCAGAUUGGUCCAAAGUUAGGGGCAUUCCAGCUCGGUGUGGAAGCCAUCGAUGAAUCGAAUGGUGUGUUAAUGGCCUGGGAUGGAAAGUUAGAUCUGACCUUUACAGCUGAUGAAGAUUCCGCCUUGUUCAGCGAAUUAUCCACGUCCAAUCCAACUGCAAAGAAAGUUAUGAAAAUCAAGGAUAAGAGAGAAGAUGGAAAAUGGAUAUUUAGCCUGAAUCUACCCGUUGCUGGACUUUAUUCCUUAAAUCUUUUUGGAUGGAACGAGAAAGAAAAACACAGGAAAGUUGAAGAAGUUUUUAGCUUCUUGAUUCAGUCUACAGGAUCCCUAAGUAAAGAGGAACUGGAGAAAUUAGAGAAAAAAACCAAAGGGAGGAGAAAAGUCAAUUCCGGAAUUACGAAUAUGGAAAGAUCAAAUACAGUGCUGGAUAGUGAUUCCCAGAUUGCCAAGUCACGUGUAGAUAAUAAAAAUAACUCUUCCUCAAAAUUUUCAUCUGACACUGGAGACAUAAAGAAUGAUGGCGAGGGAGUCGACAUAAUCUCAAAUGUGGUCUCCCCAAGAAACCCAAUAUCAACAGAGGACUUCGACAGUGUUAACAACAAACCUCCCACGUCAACUGGUUACGGGCGACAGCAGUCACGGGGAAGCACGAAGUUUACAGGAACCUUGGACAAGGAAAGUAUUGAAAAAGGAAGUACAAAAGGAAGUACAGACUCUAAAGAGAAAACAGCUAGUGAUGGACGUUUAAAACACUCAUCAUCGCAGAAAAACAAGGACUCGAAAGACAAUGAGCGGGCAACCCCUCGCAAAGGUGUUUUGAAGAAAGGAGAUGAAAAUAACGCGUCCAGAGAUGGCGCUCGAACAAAAAAGAAAGCGGUAUCUAUCGUAGAAGCCACUGGGAAAAAAGACGCAAAACAGAAAAAGAAGAAAGACGAUUUGGACGUUCGAACAUUUCAAACCACAAAAAAUAUUGUUAAAAUUGAUAUUGAACAUCCAAUUAAAACCGUGUUUACUUCUCUCCGUAAGACCGACGCCAUUGAUAAGCCUGGCGACAGGGCCGCUGUUAUAAAAACUACGGAGGGAAUCGAGGUUCGAAUCCAAGGAUAUGGCCGGUAUCAAGUGGACGUCAUGACAAAGGAGAGCGGUCCACAUGUCAAGAUUGUAGGUCGCUACACCGUUAUCCGCGUGCCCUCUUCCAAUCCUUCAAAAGACGAGUCCAUGUCAAACUCGAAGCUGUUUGGAGGAAACGAAUUUGACGGAAACGUCUUUUUGGAUAGCGAUGACGAAAUUCCGGUCAGAGAAGACGUGACGGUCAGCAAACCAAAAAAGACUUCACGUCAGACUUCCGACAAAAUGGAUUAUGGGACGGUGGUUCCUGAUCUGCGAUCAAUUAAAAGUACAGACCUGUUGGACGAAUUUCUACAGGGAAGGUUUACUGAUGCCACGAACAGAGACAUGAAAGCUAAACUGAGAAAAGUCCUAAAAGUAAGAGAUCUAACUCUCAUUCUGAAAUACCUGGAACUAUAUCAAUCGACAUCCAAGUCAACACGGAACGCCAUCUUCCCAAAGGCCGUGCAGGACAUCAUGAAGAAAAUCAGACAACAGCAAAGACUGGUUGAAGAAUGCAAAAUGGAGACCCCUGUCCUGAUGGAUGAAGAUAUUCGUGUAUCCAAAACCCCGGAUGUCGUCAGGGUGAUGGUCACGCAUAAAAUCAUGGACAAGAAUACUAGAAAGGAAAAAGUAUCAAGAGUGACUCUGGAAAUCAACCAGAUCGCCCUGACGGAAAUCAAACAGUAUGCUAACCCACCAGAGGGCGUGCAUGAGUGUAUCAUGGCAACACUUGUGUUACUAGGCGACCAACCGGAAGAUUGCAAGGAUUUCAGUGCCUGUCAGGGACUGUUGUUUCGGACUGGGCGACAGUACAUCAUGCGCAGAAUCACUCAGUUUAACACCAGGUGUGUCCCGCAAGACAGAGUCAACUUUGUGGCCAAGAUUGUCAAGGAAUUCAGUAUGUGGCAGAUAUUAGACGUUAGCAAGGGGGCGGCCGCUUUCUAUAUGUGGGUAAAGGCCAUGCUGCAUGACAUUAAACAGAGAGCACGAUCCGCAGCGCCCUCUACCACUGCCAAAUCUACCACGUCAACCAAGAGGGUCCCUCCCAGACCCACCAUCCUCCCCGAGUACAUCAGCCGGAGGGACGGGACUGUUAUCCUCAGGCUUUAGGGUCCUCGGGGUGAGAGGGGGACGCCUGAACCUGGAGAGGAGGGGCGUGACGACAACUC
Messenger RNA from Saccostrea cuccullata (small rock oyster), 3842 nucleotides. RefSeq lists its product as uncharacterized. The record is from RefSeq and is a predicted model, not a curated record. The transcript has 8 exons. Bases 1 to 3783 code for a protein of 1260 amino acids. Lineage: Eukaryota; Metazoa; Mollusca; Bivalvia; Ostreida; Ostreidae.